AUGCGUAAGACGGAUGCGAACCGCCAUAUUUGUACCAUCGACGAAACACGCACCUCUCGGGAGGUGGCCGCCGCACUGCCGAGGAUCCAAAAGUGGUGGCAGUUCGUCCGGAACCUACGGUUCGCCACGGAUCUUCAUCCGGCCACGCAGAAACAUCUGAAGAGUUCACAUCAGAUCAGCAAAGAAAAUGAGCGGCUCCUCCAUUGCUUCCCCCCCUGGGUGGUGCAUCCUUUCAGCCGACUCCGGAUGUACGCCGAUGUGGUGGUUUUCAUCGUAAUGAAUCUGCACCUUACGCUGUUACCGCUCGCGUUCAGCUUCCUGGCCUUUCUGCCUGACGGUCCGCGACGUCUGGUAGAGUGUUUCGAUCUGAUCCUGUGCCUGGUGCUUGCCGGUGAGUUUGCGCUCCGAUUCUGCACCGGUUACGUGGUGCCGGCCACGUACGAAAUUGUCCUUGAACCGAGGCGCAUAGCGUUGAAUCGGUUGCGACCGUUCGGACUGCUGUACGGCUUGCUGCUGUUUAUGCCCUUCAUUCUACUGCUGGAGGUGUUCCACACGUGGAUAGUCGGUGCCGGAGCGGAAGCAUCGUUCGCCUUCGUAUCUUUCCUGUACCUGACCAACAUCGUACGGUUCCGCGAGAGCAAUCGCUACUUCCGAAUCGUACCGCGAGUGCUGGGGGUGCCCGAGAGCAAGAUCCGCAUUCUGCAAGUGCUGAUGAACACCCUGUACGUGCUACACUGGACAACCUGUUUGGCGUACAUCAUCCCGCUUCUGCUGAGUUCGGCACGUCCGGCCACGCAAUCUGCUGACCACAAGUUACUGCUGCGCGUGCUCCGUGCGGAGGUUUCGCACCGGAACCUAACCUCAUUCGGGGCGGUUAUCGAUCCGUUCGUCCGCCAACGGUUGACCGAUCUACAGACGAACGCUUCCCCGGCAUAUCGGUACUUCCGCAGUCUGAUGCUGACGCUACGCGUUGGUCUUGCGUCGUGCGAGCAAAAGGACCUCGAGCAGCACUUUAUGUACCAGUGGAUCAUGUGGGUCGUCAUGCUGCUCGGUUGGGUCUGGUUCAACUACGUACCGGUGGUGUUGUGCCGCUUUCUCGACUCGCCCGAAAUGGCCGACGAUCAGUACGAUCGGUUUUUGGCGAACUUGCGAUCCUACGCUUACAACAAGCGCGUCAAUCCGCGGCUGGAGCGCAAACUUCGGGACAACUUUGCAACCCGCUUCCGGACGGGGUUCUUCGACGAGGCGAUGAUUAUGGGACUGUUUCCGCGAAACCUGCGCAGCAGCGUCAAGAUGGAAACCUGCCAGCGAUUGGUGGCUAGUGUGGAUCUGUUCAAAAAUCUUCCGUACGCCGUUCUUACCGACAUCGUCGACUGUCUCCAGCUGGAGGUGUACCUGGAAGGGGACGUCAUCAUUUCGGCCGGCACCUUCGGGGACUCGAUGUACUUCCUGGCGGCGGGUUCGGUGGCGGUGUACGCGAUGCACGGCAAGGAGCUCGGCCACCUGACGGACGGGGCGUACUUUGGAGAGAUUUCGCUCAUCAAACGAAACCAGCAGCGCACGGCGAACGUGGUGGCACUCGAGCCGUGCGAACUGUAUCGCCUUUCGCACGAGGACUUCCAGAGUGUGAUCCAGCCGCACGCGUACCUGCUGAACCGCAUCCGGAAGCAGGCCGAAGAACGACUGACCGCGACGAAGCGGAAAAAGGAUAAACUUUUCCGGAAAAAACUCAUCAACACCUUCCUACAAUAG
Anopheles cruzii is the source of this 1752-nucleotide messenger RNA. Its product is annotated as potassium/sodium hyperpolarization-activated cyclic nucleotide-gated channel 2-like. The record is from RefSeq and is a predicted model, not a curated record. The transcript has a single exon. Bases 1 to 1752 code for a protein of 583 amino acids. Lineage: Eukaryota; Metazoa; Arthropoda; Insecta; Diptera; Culicidae.